This is a messenger RNA of Vitis riparia (riverbank grape), 566 nucleotides long. Its product is annotated as probable small nuclear ribonucleoprotein G. The transcript is spliced from 4 exons. Lineage: Eukaryota; Viridiplantae; Streptophyta; Magnoliopsida; Vitales; Vitaceae. Gene Ontology annotation, cellular component: P granule; U1 snRNP; precatalytic spliceosome. Gene Ontology annotation, biological process: spliceosomal snRNP assembly; mRNA splicing, via spliceosome. The coding region runs from base 131 to 373 and encodes 80 amino acids. The record is from RefSeq and is a predicted model, not a curated record. Gene Ontology annotation, molecular function: RNA binding.
AUCCGGACCGUGAUUUUCACCCCCUCUCCUCAAAACCCACCUUCGUCCUCUGAUUUUCUAGGGUUUUGAAGACCGAACUACCUCCUCCAAAACCCCCUUUCUCGGUUUCUCUCUCUCAACAGCUGUGAACAUGAGCAGAUCAGGCCAGCCUCCGGAUCUCAAGAAAUACAUGGAUAAGAAGCUUCAAAUCAAGCUGAAUGCAAACCGGAUGGUGGUUGGAACUCUUCGUGGGUUUGACCAGUUCAUGAACCUGGUGGUGGACAACACUGUGGAAGUGAAUGGAAAUGAGAAAACUGAUAUAGGCAUGGUGGUUAUUAGAGGAAAUAGUGUGGUUACUGUUGAAGCUCUUGAGCCAGUAAGCCGGAUGCAGUGAAUUGAUUUUUGUAUCAAUGCCUAAUGCUGUAUCUACAGGCAUGUUUUCCUUAUUUGGAUAAUGUGGUUUGUUGUAAUGUGAAGGAAAAUGUUCUAGUUGUGGAUUUAAAGGUGGGUGAGUGAAUGUUUCUACAUUUGUGGAUUCAAAAUUCUCAGUAGUUUAAUGAAAUGGACAAUUUAUAUUGAUAUUGACA